Molecule: messenger RNA, 2181 nt
Organism: Rhizophagus irregularis DAOM 181602=DAOM 197198
Lineage: Eukaryota; Fungi; Glomeromycota; Glomeromycetes; Glomerales; Glomeraceae
Source: RefSeq, a predicted model, not a curated record
AUGGAAGAAGUUCACAAUUAUCCUUUUGAUCCAGUUAUUAAGUUUAAACAGCCAGGACGUAGUUUCUCAUAUAAAAUUAUAAAAGAAGGCACAUAUCCCAAUAAAUCAUCACUGGUUUAUACUCUUCCUCCAAAUAAGUAUCGUAUUCCUGAUAAUUAUGUAGUAGAAACAACCUGGGGUAGAAGUACAAAUCAGUGUACUGUUCAAUGUAUUAUUAAUUAUAAUGAUAGUAAACCAGUUUUUCAAAUAUGUUUUGGAAAAUAUUUUGAAUAUAAGGUUUCUUCAGUUAAAACUGCUACAGAUGCUGCAAAUUUAUUUCAUAAGCAAUAUUCUUCACAAAAAGGAACUAAAACAUCAGGCAUUUAUUUGUUUGGCCUUCAACUUAAAAUAUUGGAUAAGGUAAGAGAUAAAAAACGAUGUGCACAUAUGUUAAAACAAAUUAAUCAAUGUGGCAAUUCUACUCUCACAAGACGAGCUACAUGUAUUGGAAAUCACAUGUUAGCUGAAUUCACUGAGAAAGCACCAAAUUUUUACAAUGUGGAAGAAAUUCCAGUAUUGGAAAAUAUUCGUUACUCUGUCAAUAAUCAUAUCUUUGAUAUCAAUUAUGGAAAUGAAGAUAAAACUAAAAAAAAACAAAAAAUUGAAUCAAUGGUUAGAGUAUUAGAUGAAGAAAACAUUUCAAGAAAUCCUUAUCGACGUUUAUAUGCUAUUGAAUCUCACUUACCUCGUGAAGGAGCAGUAUCAAAAGAACGUCAAAGAAUAAAUAAAAAAAUGGCCCAGCUUAUACCAAUAUCAAUAGUGGACGUAAAUACUAAGAAUCAAGUAGAUCAAUCUGAAAAGGAAGAUAUAGAAGAUGAAGCUAUAGUACAAGAGGUAAUUGAUGCAGUUGGUAAAGGAGGUUAUAGAAAUAUUAAAAAUAUCUUGCAAUAUUUAGUUCCUGAUCUCAUUCAAAAAGGAAUUUUAAAUCCACAUCAGCCAACAAUUAAUCUUCGAAUAUCUGGAGAUGGACGUAAUGUUGGUAGAAAAGUUAAGCAUGUGAUGGUUGCAGUAGCUAUUUUGGAUGACAAGAGUAAAUUAAAUAAGCCAAAUCAUUAUCAUACAACCAUACUUUAUCCUGGAUGUGAAAAUUACGAUUAUUUAUCAAAUGUAAUGGCCCCAUUUUGUCAUGAUUUAAGAAAUUUAAAAGAGCAAGGAUUAGUUAUUAACAAUAUAAAAUGGAAUUUUCAACUUUACUUUUCAUCUGAUUGGAAGUUUUUAGCAACUUGCUUGGGUUUUAAUGGCGCUCACAGUAAGAAUUUUUGUCCUUGGUGCACAAUUAGCAAAUCACAGCAAGGAGACCUAUCAAAGGAAUGGAUAAUUAGCAAGAAUAUAAAUAAAUUAAUUGAGAAGAAUAAUUAUUAUGAAGGACACUCCAGAAAACCUCUUUUUGAUAUGAUACCUCUUAAUCAUUGGAUUCCUGAUGAAUUGCAUGUAAUGUUACGAAUUACUGAUCGAUUGUGGAGUCUCUUGAUAGCAGAAUUAAUAGAACAGGGUUAUUUUAAUGAUAUUGCACGAAAAAUUAUUAUAGACGAAAUGAAAAAAAUUAAAAUAAAUUUUCAAUUUUGGCAAGAUCAAGGAUCUAAAGCAUGGAAUUAUACUUCUUUGAUGGGAGAUGAUAAACUCAAGGUAUUACAAUUUUUUAAUCUAACAAAAAUUCUUCCAAGAAGACGUGCUACUAUGAUACGAGAUUUGUGGAACAAAUUUUAUGAGCUUUAUAUAAAAAUGAAAGAUCCCAUAACAAAAGCUGAAGAUUUUAAAAAUGAUGCAAAAAAUUGGCUUACUUUAUUCUUGACACCAUCUGAAGGUAUUCCAAAUACUCAAGGAUUUAAGAAAGGCUUGUAUCAACCAGAUAAUAUGACGCCAUAUAUUCAUGUGUUAGUUCAUCAUAUUUCUGAAUUUAUGACAAUUCACCAGAAAUGGGGAUUGAAAACUUUUUCAUGUAGCGGUAUUGAAAAAAAAAAUCAUGAACAGGUUUCUUAUUUUUUUCGUAAGACAAUGAAAGAUGGUGGGGGAGGUAAAAAGAAAUCUCAAUCAUUAGCAAUUGUUGAAAUUUUACAACAUGAAAAUCGAAAUCUCUUUUAUAAUCACAAUAAUAUUCCUUUAAGUUACCAAAAUCCCAAAAAAAUUAACAUCAAAACUUAA